UAUGUUUUUAAUGUUCAACUUAAAAUUUCUUUUCAGCCAGUGUGAAAUAUUUCAAAGGUCAUCUCGAGUUUUAUCCGUCCCUACUCAGUGAGAGAUAGACUGUCACAAACACCUUCUUCCGCUCUUGUCUGUUCAGUCAUGCAAGGACAGUCAAACAAACAAGUGGAACAGCAAUUAAAAUAUACUCAACAGGUGAUCACAACCGCAUUAAAUACCGUGUUAGUUAGGUGGUAAUUUGAGAGAUCUGUACGCAAACCAUCAGAGGCAGAGUGGGAGGAAAGAUUCUGAUGAUAAAAACCAGCCAAUUCUACCAAGCUAAUGCCUUUUUCAAGAAACGACAUUGCAAGAUACCUUUUUGUGAUCAUAUGGAUGAGUGUAAAUGCUGCACUCUUUGCCUCAACAUACAUGAAAUAUGGCACAACAAAAAAGUACCAUUAUCUGAGGAUUAUUAUCAAGGGUGGACUCCCUUAUGCCCGAGGUGCUGCAAUGGUGUUGAACUUCAACUGCAUGUUAAUCCUGCUAUCCAUGUGUCGUAACAUCAUCUCUUUUAUCAGAAGCAAUCUCAAUUGUGGUUGGUGUGGAAGUAUUAUUAGCCUUUUGGACAAGAACAUAACUUUUCAUAAGUACUGCGCUUACACGAUCUGCCUUUUCACUGUGGUUCACAUAUGCGGCCACUGUUUCAACUUGACAAACCUCGUUGAGAGCCAAUCAAAGGCUGACACAGAGAUAGAACAGCAUUUGAGUCAGUUAGAUAACCCUUGGCUAAAUCCUAUCAGAGAAUCUGGAGUUGAUCCUGUAUCUGGAUUGUUUCAGACAGUGGCUGGGGUGACAGGUGUGGUGAUGACUUUGUCAUUAAUUCUCAUGAUAUCGUCGGCAACUGAACUUAUAAGGAGAUCUUACUUUGAGACUUUCUGGCUCACCCACCAUUUGUUUGUUGUCUUCUUUGGCUGCCUUGUUGUGCAUGGCAUUGGGGAUCUUCUACGUUAUCAAACCAACAUGAACGAGCAUGAUCCUGAGAUCUGUGAUAAUGUAAAUUAUUGGAAGAAUCAUUCAACCAGCUGCUACAAAGUCCGACCACAGCUAGAAGCACCUGGAGCAAUGACAUGGAAGUUUGUGAUUUUCCCUAUGAUCCUGUAUGGUGCCGAACGGUUACUCAGAAUAUACAGAUCUUUCCAGAAGGUGACAAUUCUUAAGGUUGUAAAACAUCCAUCAAGGGUGCUUGAAAUUCAGAUGAAGAAAGAUGGAUUUACAUGUGAAGCAGGACAGUACAUUUUUCUGAAAUGUCCCAAGAUCUCACAUCUGGAGUGGCAUCCGUUCACUUUAACAUCUGCCCCUGAGGAGUCAUACUUCAGUGUUCAUAUCAGAAAUGCUGGUGAUUGGACAGACAGCCUACACAGAGAGUUUGGAGCAUAUGACAGUGGAACAAAAGAUAUUAGCUCCUGUCCAAGGUUGGCUGUGGAUGGCCCUUUUGGGACAUCAAGCACUGAUGUGUUCAAAUAUGAUGUCAUUAUGUGUAUUGGGGCUGGUAUUGGAGUAACUCCCUUCGCAUCAAUAUUGAAGUCUGUUUGGUAUCGUCAGAACAAACGUCAUUCUGACCUUAAGAUCCAGAAGGUGUAUUUUUUCUGGAUCUGCCGAGAUGAAAAGGCCUUUGAAUGGUUUACAGACCUUUUAAGGUAUUUGGAAGUUCAGAUGGCAGAAUUGAAUAUGCAGAACUUUGUGGAAUAUCACAUAUAUCUCACAGGAUGGGACACUAAAUUGGCAACUCAGUCAGCGAUACAUCAGGGUGAUCAAGAAGAUAACAUAACACAUUUGGAUGCUAAGACACAGUAUGGCAGGCCAGAGUGGAACAAGAUUUUUAAGGGUAUUGGGGAGAAACAUAAAGGGACAGAAAUUGGUGUCUUUUUCUGUGGACCAAGUGCUUUAUCGCAUAUGUUACACAAAAAAGCCAACCAGUACAGUAAUCCAAGCACAGGAGUCAAGUUUUGUUACAACAAAGAAAAUUUCUAAUUUUUUAGAAGGGCAAAAAUCACUAUCUUGUCACAGUAUGAUUUGCAUUUAAUGGAAUCAGCUUCUUAUUUGACUCAGCGCUUUAGUUAAAACCUUUAAAGAUUCUAUCCUGCCAAACUAUGGUAAUCAAGAUUAUUAAUUAAUAUUUAAAAUACUGGUAAGUGCAUGUAGCUUGGUUAAGUUGUUCAGUGGACUGAAUUUGUUAGAGUAUGAAAAUAAUAGAGGGCUUCAGUGCAAGUUAAUAGGGAGUUAAAGAAAACCAUGAUGCCCGGGGGGGUACUCGAUGUAUUCUUGGGUGGGGAGGUGUGGUGCAGCCCCUCGUACCCUGACCCUGUUUAAGACAAAUAUCGCUGAUUUUCCUACCCUGUUUAAGACAGAAUUCCGAUUUUUGAUACCCUG
This is a messenger RNA of Stylophora pistillata, 2406 nucleotides long. RefSeq names its product NADPH oxidase 2. The record is from RefSeq and is a predicted model, not a curated record. Gene Ontology annotation, molecular function: superoxide-generating NAD(P)H oxidase activity. Gene Ontology annotation, cellular component: plasma membrane; NADPH oxidase complex. NCBI's taxonomy places the organism in Eukaryota, Metazoa, Cnidaria, Anthozoa, Scleractinia, Pocilloporidae. Gene Ontology annotation, biological process: superoxide anion generation; defense response.